AUGAUAGCUUACAUAGAGCCAUACUUCUUGGACAACGAGUCCGACGCUUCCUCCGUUCUAACCGUCACCGACGCUGUUUCUGAGUCACUCGACAUCCAAGGGGAAAUCUUAUGCGGCGGCGCUGCGGCGGAUAUCGCCGGGAAGGACUUCGGUGGCAUGAACUAUGUGAAGCCUCUCGCCGUGGUGAGACCGUUAGGACCGGAGGAUAUCGCCGGAGCCGUGAGAGCAGCUCUGAGUUCAGAUAAACUCACGGUGGCGGCGCGUGGAAACGGCCACUCUAUCAACGGCCAGGCCAUGGCGGAGGGAGGACUCGUCGUCGACAUGCGGUCCACGGCGGAGAAUCAUUUCGAGGUUGGUUUCUUGGCCGGUGGCACGGCGUUUGUGGAUGUCUCGGGAGGGGCAUUAUGGGAAAAUGUGUUGAAACGGUGCGUUUCGGAGUAUGGUUUGGCGCCGAGGUCGUGGACUGAUUACCUCGGGUUGACGGUAGGCGGGACGUUGUCUAAUGCGGGCGUUAGUGGACAAGCGUUCCGUUACGGUCCGCAGACGGAAAAUGUAACGGAGUUAGAUGUUGUGACGGGGAAUGGAGACGUCGUUACUUGCUCGGAGAUGGAGAACUCGGAGCUCUUCUUCUCUGUUUUAGGUGGUCUUGGUCAGUUUGGUAUCAUCACCAGAGCUAGGGUUUUGCUACAGCCAGCACCUGAUAUGGUGAGGUGGAUAAGAAUAGUAUACACCGAGUUCGACGAGUUCACUCGAGACGCUGAGUGGCUGGUGAGUCAGAAGGACGAGUCAUCGUUUGAUUACGUGGAGGGAUUCGUGUUCGUCAACGGAGACGACCCGGUCAACGGAUGGCCUACAGUUCCACUCCACCCAGACCAAUAUUUUGACCCGACCCGACUCCCACAAUCUUCCGGGUCGGUUCUUUACUGCCUGGAGCUUGCUCUUCACUACCGAGAUUCCGACUCAAACUCAACCGUCGACAAGAGAGUGGAGAGAUUGAUCGGACGGCUGAGAUUUGAUGAAGGAUUAAGGUUCGAGGUGGAUCUUCCUUACGUUGACUUUUUACUGAGAGUAAAACGGUCCGAGGAGAUCGCAAAAGUGAACGGCACGUGGGAAACGCCGCACCCUUGGCUUAACCUCUUCGUAUCGAAGCGUGACAUUGGAGAGUUCGAUCAGAAGGUCUUCAAGGAGCUUGUCAAGAAUGGAGUCGGUGGGCCUAUGCUGGUCUACCCACUAUUGAGAAGCAGGUGA
Messenger RNA from Eruca vesicaria subsp. sativa (arugula), 1248 nucleotides. Lineage: Eukaryota; Viridiplantae; Streptophyta; Magnoliopsida; Brassicales; Brassicaceae. The record is from the annotation of a GenBank genome assembly.